GGAGAGAGAGAGAGCGCGAGAGAGUGCGCGCGCGCCUCUCUGUGUGAGGGAGAGAGCGCGAGAGAGUGCGCGCGCCUCUCUGGGAGUGCGCGCGCAUCCGUGGUGCUUUUUUUCCCUCACUGUGUUGUGAGGGGGGGAGAGGAAUUGUUUUGUGAGGGACUGACUGAGGAAGGAAGAAAGGAAGGAAGGAAGGAGGGAGGGAAGGAGGAAGAGCCGCGCUUCCUGCUGGUCGCCGGGAUGUGGUGAAGGGAAAGGGGAAAGGCUUCCCCCCUCCUUCCUUCCUUCCCUCCCUCCCUCCCUCCCUUCCGCCGAGCAGGCCCUCCUCCAAGGCUCCGAGGCAGAGGAAGGCGAGGAGGAGGAGGAGAAGCCUGACGUGGCCGCGCCCCGAAGGGAGCCCCUCAGUCUCCCCACUGGAGUUGGAGGACUGAUAUUGGCCUCAGUAAUAAUACCAAGAAUAAAAAUGCUUUCGGGGCUUGCUGAUUAGACCAGAAUAGCCAUGUUCCGGAACAGUCUCAAGAUGCUUCUUACAGGAGGAAAAUCAAACCGCAAAAACAGAUCCAGUGGUUAUCAAAGUUGCAGUGCUGGUGUGACAUGUGUACUUUGUUGGAUGGAGGAAGCGAGGAACAAGCAGACCGAAGGCAAGCAAGCAUAGACUACUGUCAGAGCCAUUCAGGGCAAGGUGGCAGCUCCACAGAGAACGACUGUGCAUUUGAACCAGAGUAUGCUAUCCCAGCACUCCCAGUGCCCGAAGGUAUGCAGCACAUUCGGAUUAUGGAAGGCAUGUCCCGCUCUCUCCCAUCCUCCCCAUUACUAACACAUCAGUCUAUCAGUGUUCGGCUCCAGCCCAUGAAGAAAUUAACUGCUCCACUAAGGAAGGCAAAAUUUGUUGAGAGCCCUCGAAUCCCAGAAUCUGAGCUUGGCUCGCCAACACUCACUUCAGCACCAAAACUGGACCUUGAUGCCUACUGCCCUGGUGAAGCUGAGCCAGAACUGGGACCCCCUCCAUCUGUAGAUGAGGCAGCAAAUACACUCAUGACUCGCUUGGGCUUCCUCCUGGGAGAGAAAGUCAACGAAGUACAGGCAGGGCAUCAGUACAGCAUGGAAGUACAGGAGGACAAUCAGACAUCAGCAGCAUCUCAGCGAAUAAGCCCAUGCUCCACAUUGACCAGCAGUACUGCUUCGCCACCUGCCAGUAGUCCCUGUUCCACCCUCCCUCAGUCUAGUACCAAGGAUGUAAUCGCAAAAGAUGGCACUUACGGAGCUGUCACAAGCCCGACUUCUACUCUUGAAAGCAGAGAUAGUGGCAUCAUAGCAACACUAACAAGUUAUUCUGAAAAUAUGGAUCGCGCUAAGUAUGGAGGGGAAAGCAGUAAAGAAUUGGGAUCUGGAGGAAACUUGAAACCUUGGCAGUCUCAAAAAUCCAGUAUAGACUCCUGUUUAUAUCGAGUGGAUGAAAAUAUGACUGCUUCUACAUACAGUCUAAAUAAGAUCCCUGAAAGGAACCUAGAGACUGUUUUAUCCCAGUCGGUACAGUCCAUUCCACUUUAUCUUAUGCCACGGCCAAACUCUGUAGCAGCCACUAGCUCAGCCCACUUAGAAGAUCUAGCUUACCUAGAUGAACAGCGGCAUGCUCCCCUACGGACAUCUCUCCGGAUGCCUCGGCAGAGUAUGGCUGGUGCUCGCACACAACAGGACCUAAGAGUACGCUUUGCACCUUACAGACCUCCUGAUAUCUCUCUGAAACCACUGCUUUUUGAGGUGCCUAGCAUCACCACAGAAUCUGUAUUUGUUGGCCGAGACUGGGUGUUCCAAGAAAUUGACGUACAGUUACAGAGUGCUGAUGCCAGCGUGAACAGGGGUGUGGUCAUUGUUGGGAAUAUUGGCUUUGGCAAGACAGCAAUCAUCUCAAGACUGGUUGCACUAAGCUGUCAUGGUACACGCAUGAGGCAGAUUGCCUCAGACAGUCCCCACGCGUCCCCGAAACAUGUUGAUGCAAACAGAGAGCUUCCCCUCACCCAACCACCUUCUGCUCACUCCUCCAUCGCCAGUGGGAGCUGCCCAGGAACCCCAGAAAUGCGUAGGCGUCAGGAAGAAGCUAUGCGGAGGCUUGCUGCCCAGGUUGUUGCGUAUCACUACUGCCAGGCUGAUAAUGCCUACACCUGCCUUGUGCCAGAGUUCGUACACAAUGUGGCAGCCCUGCUCUGCCGCUCACCCCAGUUUGUUGCCUACAGAGAACAACUGCUGAGGGAACCACAUCUACAGAGCAUGCUUAGUUUACGCUCCUGUGUUCAGGAUCCACUGGCUUCCUUCAGGAGGGGAGUUUUAGAGCCUCUGGAAAACCUUCAUAAAGAGCGGAAGAUUCCUAAUGAAGAUUUUAUCAUAUUGAUUGAUGGCCUAAACGAAGCUGAAUUUCACAAACCUGAUUACGGGGAUACAAUAGUAUCGUUCCUCAGCAAAACGAUAGGGAAAUUUCCAUCCUGGUUGAAGUUGAUUGUAACGGUUAGAACAAGUCUACAGGAAAUAAUUAAGUUAUUGCCCUUCCAUAGGAUAUUUCUGGACAGACUAGAAGAGAAUGAAGCUAUAGAUCAGGAUCUCCAAGCCUACAUCUUGCAUCGAAUACAUAGCAGCUCUGAGAUACAGAACAACAUCUCUCUUAAUGGCAAAAUGGACAACACAACCUUUGGCAAACUCAGUUCUCAUCUCAAAACUCUGAGUCAAGGAUCCUACCUGUACCUUAAACUCACAUUUGAUCUUAUAGAGAAGGGCUAUUUGGUGUUAAAAAGCUCCAGCUAUAAGGUAGUUCCUGUCUCCCUUUCGGAGGUUUAUCUACUGCAGUGCAAUAUGAAGUUCCCAACACAGUCUUCCUUUGACCGGGUAAUGCCUCUCCUGAAUGUGGCAGUAGCAUCUCUGCACCCCUUGACUGAUGAGCAUAUUUUUCAGGCCAUCAAUGCUGGGAGCAUUGAAGGUACCUUGGAAUGGGAGGACUUUCAGCAAAGGAUGGAGAACCUCUCCAUGUUUCUUAUCAAGCGCAGAGAUAUGACUCGGAUGUUUGUUCAUCCAUCUUUUCGAGAAUGGUUGAUCUGGAGAGAAGAAGGAGAAAAAACCAAGUUUCUCUGUGACCCUAGGAGUGGUCAUACCUUGCUCGCCUUCUGGUUUUCUCGUCAAGAAGGAAAACUCAACAGACAGCAAACAAUUGAGCUGGGCCAUCAUAUUCUCAAAGCACAUAUCUUUAAGGGGCUGAGCAAAAAAGUUGGGGUUUCCUCUUCAAUUCUCCAAGGGCUUUGGAUUUCCUACAGUUCGGAAGGCCUUUCCAUGGCUCUGGCCUCUCUACGGAACUUGUACACCCCCAACAUAAAGGUCAGUCGGCUGCUGAUCUUAGGAGGAGCCAACAUCAAUUACAGAACUGAAGUGCUGAACAAUGCCCCAAUAUUAUGUGUCCAGUCACAUCUUGGCUACACUGAGAUGGUCGCUUUGCUGCUAGAGUUUGGAGCGAACGUUGAUGCCUCUUCUGAAAGUGGUCUAACAUCUCUUGGAUAUGCGGCUGCUGCUGGCUAUCUAAGCAUUGUUGCCCUGUUAUGCAAGAAGCGGGCCAAGGUGGAUCACUUGGACAAGAACGGCCAAUGUGCAUUGGUACAUGCAGCUCUCAGAGGUCAUCUGGAAGUUGUCAAGUUCUUGAUUCAGUGUGACUGGACAAUGGCUGGACAACAGCAGGGGGUAUUCAAAAAGAGCCAGGCUAUCCAACAGGCUCUCAUUGCUGCUGCCAGCAUGGGAUACACUGAAAUUGUCUCCUACCUGCUUGAUCUCCCAGAAAAAGAUGAGGAGGAAGUAGAGCGAGCCCAAAUCAACAGCUUUGACAGUCUGUGGGGAGAGACAGCUCUGACUGCUGCAGCAGGACGAGGCAAGCUGGAAGUUUGUCGCCUGCUUCUUGAGCAAGGAGCAGCUGUAGCCCAGCCCAACAGGCGUGGGGUUGUUCCCUUAUUCAGUGCGGUCAGACAAGGCCAUUGGCAGAUUGUUGAUCUCUUGCUCACCCAUGGUGCAGAUGUUAACAUGGCAGACAAACAAGGUCGGACUCCUUUGAUGAUGGCAGCUUCAGAGGGACAUUUGGGCACAGUAGAGUUCUUACUGUCUCAAGGCUCAUCAAUAUCACUAAUGGAUAAAGAAGGACUGACUGCCUUGAGUUGGGCUUGCCUAAAGGGCCACCUUUCAGUGGUGAGAGCUUUAGUGGAGAGUGGAGCUGCUACAGACCAUGCUGACAAAAAUGGACGCACUCCGUUGGAUCUGGCUGCUUUUUAUGGUGAUGCUGAGGUGGUUCAGUUCCUGGUUGAUCAUGGUGCCAUGAUUGAGCAUGUGGAUUACAGUGGAAUGCGACCCCUCGACAGGGCAGUGGGUUGCCGCAAUACUUCCGUUGUAGUCACACUAUUGAAGAAAGGAGCCAAGAUAGGCUGUCAGACGUUACCGAGUCGCCCACGAGGUCCAGCAACCUGGGCGAUGGCCACUUCCAAGCCAGACAUCAUGGUCAUCCUGUUGAGCAAGCUGAUGGAGGAGGGGGACAUGUUUUACAAGAAAGGGAAAGUGAAGGAAGCUGCCCAGCGCUACCAGUAUGCUUUGAAGAAGUUCCCCCGAGAAGGAUUUGGAGAAGACCUGAAAACCUUCCGGGAACUGAAGGUCUCACUUCUUCUCAAUCUGUCCCGGUGUCGGAGGAAAAUGAAUGAUUUUGGAAUGGCGGAGGAAUUUGCUACUAAAGCACUGGAGCUGAAACCGAAAUCUUAUGAAGCUUACUAUGCAAGAGCAAGGGCCAAACGCAGCAGCAGACAGUUUUCAGCAGCACUGGAGGACCUGAACGAGGCCAUCAAGCUCUGUCCUAACAACCGUGAAAUCCAGCGUCUGCUGAUGCGAGUGGAGGAGGAGUGCAGACAAAGCCAGGCACAACUGCAGCAACAGCCUCUUGUAGUAUCUGAACCUGAAACACAGCAUGAAGAGUUGUAUGAGGUGCAAGACGUCUUGGAAGAAGAAUAUAUUGAGGAAGAUGUAGAAAACAUUUCUGUUGGCUUGCAGACAGAGUCACGGCCCAGCCAAACGCUGCCCAUCAUCCAGAGCCCUCCCUCUUCCCCUGCCCACCGAGACUCUGCCUACAUCUCCAGCUCACCACUUGGUUCCCAUCAGGUCUUUGACUUCAGGUCAAAUAGUUCUGUGGGAUCACCAACCAGACAAGGGUACCAGCCCACUUCUCCAGCACUCUCCCCAACACACCAGAAUUCCCAUUAUAGACCUAGCCCACCACACACAUCGCCGGCUCACCAGGCCUCUUACCGUUUUAGUCCACCUCCAGUUGGUAGCCAAGGGAAGGAAUAUCAGAGCCCACCUCCUUCACCCCUUCGUCGUGGUCCUCAAUACCGAGCCAGCCCUCCCGCAGAGAGCAUGAGUGUCUACAGGGCUCAGUCAGGCUCACCAGUCCGAUAUCCACAGGAACCCAGCAUCAGUCAACUUCCUAGUCGGCCAAAGUCUCCACUCUCUAAAAUGACACAGAGGUCUUUCCAGAUGCUUCCACUUCCUGUUGCAGUCCCCCAGCAAGGGCUCAGGCUCCAACCUGCUAAGGCACAGAUCGUCAGAAGCAACCAGCCAAACUCAGCUGUGCACUGCAGUACUGUGAUUCCAACAGGCACCUAUGGCCAAGUAAGCCAUUCAGUGGCCAACAAAUACCAGUCUCCAUCAGCAGAAAUGGCUGUUAGCCAAAGCCGGCUGGUCUACCAGAGCUCUGUUGGGGGAAUAGUUGGGGAUGGGAGGCCAGUGCAGCAUGUUCAGGCCAGUCUCAGUGCAGGGGCUAUUUGCCAGCAUGGAGGGCUGGCUAAAGAGGAUCUUCCACAAAGGCCUUCCUCCGCUUAUCGUGGUGGGAUGCGAUAUAGCCAAACUCCACAAAUUGGCCGUAGCCAGUCAGCUUCCUAUUAUCCAGUCUGUCAUGCAAAACUUGAUCUGGAACGGUCCUCUCUCCCCUCUACCCAGCUUGGUUCCCCUGACAUCUCUCACUUGAUACGAAGGCAGAUGACAGUAAACCCCAAUGAAAUAAAGCCCCAUCCACCAACUCCAAGGCCUUUGCUUCAUUCUCAAAGUGUUGGCCUCAGAUUUUCCCCUUCUAGCAAUAGUAUCUCCUCCACUCCCAAUUUGAAUCCCCCCUUCCGCCCUUCUGCUUCUAUUCAGCAGAUGGAGAUUCCUCUCAAACCAGCCUAUGAUAGAUCAUGUGAUGAGCUUUCCCCAGUCUCCCCAACACAAGGCGGCUACCCCAGCGAGCCUGCCCGCUCCAGGACCACACCUUUUAUGGGAAUCAUAGAUAAAACUGCCCGGACUCAGCAAUAUCCUCAUCUACACCAACAGAACAGAACCUGGGCUGUGUCUUCAGUGGAUACUGUUAUAAGCCCCACAUCUCCUGGAAAUCUUCCCCAGCAGGAAACUUUUAGCCCACCUUCUUCUAUCAGCAGCAUUGCCUUUUAUAACAAAACCAACAAUGCACAGAACGGCCAUUUGCUGGAGGAUGACUAUUACAGUCCACAUGGGAUGUUGGCCAAUGGCUCCCGAGGAGACCUCCUGGAGAGAGUUACCCAGACCUCUUCAUAUCCCGAUGUUAAGGUGGCCAGGACACUGCCUGUUGCACAGGCAUAUCAGGACAAUCUCUAUAGGCAACUUUCCAGAGACUCCAGGCAAGGACAGACAUCCCCUAUCAAACCAAAGAGACCAUUUGUGGAGUCUAAUGUGUGAAAUGGAUGUGUCUUGGAGUUAAGAGCCUUGUGUUUUCAGCACAUUUUUCCCGGCUGAAUUCUCAUAAUUAUGUUGCUGUUUUUUCUUCCUUUUUAAAAAAUUCAAUUCACUAGUGGGUCAGGGAUUUUCCUGUGAUUUCUGUGUGAUGACGAGGCAGUCCAAGACAUGCUCCAAACCCUUUGCUGCACAGAGAUGACCUCAGCUAAAGCCAGCAAUGUAAAUAUUUUCAGCUGUUAGUCAAUUUUUAGUACAUGGUACUGGAGCUAACCCAAAACAGAUUCAAACCACACUCAAAGGAGGCAACCAGCUCUUGGAAGAAGGCUUUAUUGUUGGGAAAUUGCACUCUUCAAUCAGCACAGUGCUGUCCACAUUGUUUCCUUGCACCCAAAGAGCUUGUUAACCUGUACAGAAUGGGGCUUUUAUUUUGUUUUUAGUAUUAAUAAGGAGCUAUGCAUUAAACCCAUCCUGCUUAUCUCAUGUGAUAGGAUUGUACAUUCGUGUUAAAAAUUCAUUAUUGAGAAUUUUUAACAUCCUUGCUUGCCAGCAUAUUUGUAUGGACUAUCACGGGUAACAUUGCUUUGGAAGGCAUGUUCAAAAUGAUAUAUUUUUUUAAUUUUCCCAGAAGCAUUUCAGUAAAUAUUCAGGGAGAAAUCGGUAUCCUCCCUAUUUUAGCCAAUCAGUGGGUGGCUUGAUCUGGAUAUUGAACAUCCAAUUCAUUUUCAAAUGGACUCUUUCUUUCCAUAUUAAAAAAAAUACAAAUUGGGUUAAGUCCCCAGUGCUUUAAAGCAGCCUUACUAAUUUUCAGUUUCUAGGUGCAGUCAUCAUCCCAGACAACUGUCUGUGCUUACCUGAGAAUGUUGGGAAGCACAGACUAGCAUUCUUGGGGCAACUUCCUUAGAGAACGAUGGGGAAUGAGAAAGGUCCAGAAUGUGAUCAGAUCUCCCACAGUGGCAGCUAAAGCAUUUCCCAUUACAGUUGUUUCUUGAGCAGAAAUGUCUUGAUCCAUGCAGUAAUUCCGAUCUUGGAAAUAUUUUGGACACAUUUGACUUCUUUGUUCUUCAGUAGUGGUGCACUACAACUUGGCUUAUGUAGGAUAAUGUAAUAUGGGGUUUUUGUGGUAGACGUUGGACUACUUUUCUAGGCCAAAGUAAAAAAAUAGCCAAGUGGUUAAUUAGUGAAGCUUGAUAGAAUAUCAGAUGUACUAAAAAAAAAACCCAAUGAGGAUGUCUGGAAACAAGAAACAGUUAUUACUACAUGGAAAGGACCUAAUAAAAGUAGUCUGUGCCAUUUUAUGUUUCCUUGGAAAGCUCUAUGUACUACCACAGGGGAAUGGAUGGAGAGAAUAAUCUGUAAAUCUAUUUAGGAGCACAGCCCCCCCCCCCGAAAAAGCUGAAACAAUCUCCAUGGCUUGGAGAUGUCAGAAAUACAAACACGGACAGCACACUCUGCCCUUUUUGCAUUUUGAUAGCAUAACAUCAACCCAAAUGCUACCCGUGAAUUCAGUAGGAUCUUUUCACUACACCUUGGUUGUGAUGGGAGUAGGUAGCUCAUCUCUUGGUUGCAGAUUGAAUUGAUAGAUUUUUGUUUCUGUUAUUAUUAUUUCAUAUCAAAAGCAUUGCAUAAAUUAGUAUAAAACUGAUAACAAUAGAAGGUGUGCGGGAGGCUAAAUAUCUUUUGACCAAAACGGGCAACAGCAAUGGCAUUGUCUGUAGCCUCCAAUAAUUCCUCCUCUGUACAUGAGGCAGGGCAUAGUGGACAAGCAUACAGAUGUGGGGUUGUCUGUUCUGCUCCACAGUCACACAAGGUGUGGGAUUCUUUUAGGUAGUGCCAUUUUGCCAGGUUGUCUUUUGAUCUGCUCACUCCGCUUCUGACUCUAUUCAGGGACUUCCAGGUUGCCCAUUCUUGGUUUGCCCCCGGAGGAAGAACCUCCAGUUGGGAUUUCCUGAUUGAGCUGCCCAGAGGGACACCCUUGCUGUUGCUGGAGGGACGCCAAGAGGAGUGGUAGUUCUCAUAAAGCUUUUCCUUGAUCUGAGUCUACUGGGAAGAGGCUGGUAGCCAUGUAGUGGAUAGUGUCCAACCUUAUUUGUUUCUGUUGACAAUAUUUAUAAAAUGGCAUUGUAGUUUCUGGAUUAUGCACUUUUUGCUUCUAGUUUAUUUUCAAUACAUGGCUUUUCAGCAGUAUAGGGCUGUCACAGAGAAUUCACAUCUUUUAAGAACGAUAGAACACAUAUUUCCCUGAAAAUCACAAAAAAUGUUUUUAACAGUUGAUUUGGGUUUUCACCCUUUAUUUUAUACAUCCUUUUUCAGCUCUUUUAUGAUUAGAUUCCAGAAUCUGUCAGCAUUAAUAAAACAUUGAGCAGUGAGGAGCAUUUUUCUGAUCAGGACAGCCUAAGACAUUCCGGAGUCAACAAAUCCAUAGCUUUGCAGGUACUUCUUUUCAAGGAGGGCAUGGUUUAAAUGUUUUGACACAUUCAAAGAAACUGUGUACCUUCGUAUGACGUGAGUGGGUAGCCGAGAUAAAGGAAGACACCACUCCAAAAUUUCUUGCACUUAUUCAUGGAUCAGAUAAAACCACUCCCUGUUCCAGCCCCUUCCCCCUGUAUUUUUGUGUCCCAAGGACACUUUUUAAAAGAGGGAUGCUUUUUUUCUUCAGCAUAAAGGGAUCUUCAAGAUUUCUGUGUCAUAGAAAUGUUUUCUGCUGUUUGAAACUCUAGAAUGGGAAUACACAUCAAACGAUAUCUUUCUAUGUGUUUAUCAGGGAUUCGUUUCUUUAAUUUGCACAUACUUGGGGACUGCUUGCUUCAUACAGAAACUAAACCAUCUUGUUGCAGAAUGCAGUGCAAGAUCAAAAUAAUUGUGCUUUUUCCUGGCCUGAGGGCUGUGACAGAAGAGACUAGUACCAAAUUCUUCAGUACAGUUGAUGCACAUUGAGACACUGCAUUUGCUUGUCUUUCCUGAGAAAGCAAUUGGGGAAAACAACCAAAUUUAGCCUCCUCUAUUCCGUAGGAAACAGAGGAACAGUGCCGCUGUCAUGCCGAUUGUCUUUGCAAUUUCAGAAUGUGAAUCUUUUUGAUGAUACAGUUUGUAGAGCCUUGAAUUCUGCUCUGAUCUUCACUGCCAUGGGGUUUCCGGUCCUGUACCUGUUGACAUUAAGCAGUCAGGAAAAGAUGUCAGUAAUAGGGUGCCAUGCACAUCUAAAAUGGGGGCUUAAUACGACUGUUGUGCAGGGAGUUCCCUUCCUGACUCCACAACAGUACUGUGUUAUGAUUCCACAGGGUUCUUGCACUGAUAGAUUUGCUGCCUGCUCUCUGUAAAUGCAAUGCGCUUUACAGUUACAUUAGCUAAGUACUGGUUGUUUAAGCUUGAUUGUUGUCUUCAUUAGAAAUACAGCAGAACAGCUGAGAUCUUGUCUUUCAGUGUAUUUAAACAAAGCAGAAGCAAUGACUCAAAAUAUAUAGCACAAAUAUUAGCUGUUGUGUAUAAGCAUCAAAAGUGAUUUUUUUUAAUAUGAAGAGAAAUAUUUGCUGUGACUUAAACCGAACUCCCAGCAAUUCUCUUUUGGAGUACUUGAAGCUGAAUUGUUGCUGUUUUUAAAUUAUACAUGUUGCCAAGUGAGGGGGCAUUCAUUGGGAUUGGUAAUGGGCAAUACUUGGUCAUGAUAUGUGUUGUCACCUUAAAAAAUAGAGCACAGCUUAAUUUAUUUCACUGUCAUUUCCUCAAGUUAAAAACCUUUGCAAGUGAGCUUCUCAUACACAGGAAAGCGUUAUAAAAUAGGUAACAUCAGAGAAACCUGAGGGCUCACAAAUGAGUUAAAAGAGGCAGUGAAAAAUAACAGUAACCCCCCCCCCCAUCCAAAUUCUCGUAAACAUGCCAAAUAAACCAUGUCCUUGCAGCAACACUUCUACUUUGAAUGUAUGCUUAUUUUAUUUAAAAAAUAACAUGCGAUUUUAUGCUGAGGUUGCAUCAAAGCCUUCAUUUGCUUACUCGAAGCCUCAUUCUAAAACUACAAUCUAGAUGCUGGCUUGUGGUUGAAUCAUGGUGCUUGAAACUGUGAAUGUUGGAUCAUUGUUUCUGAUGGCCAAAGGAAAUGUGAGGCCUCAGGACCCUUUCUAUCCCUACCAAGAGUUUUUGUCCCAACAAAACUCAAUCCUUAAUGCUUGACAUGACAUUCAAAUAGCAGCUUCAGACAAAUGUAUUUUGUAGGACCAGAGCAGGGAGAGAAAGCUCAACUAUCUCUCCCUGUUCUUCAUGUUCCAACCUUGACAGCUGUUUACAUAACAACUGUGCUUGUUAGCACUGAAUCUAGUUUGCUCCCGAGUUUGCUCCCUAAAGGCUGCCUGGUUGCUUGCCACUGAGAAUUUGAAAUGGUUAGCUCCUACCAGGUCCUAAAAACAGGAUGAAAGUCACAGUCCAUUUCAAGCUCUGCUUGGCUUCAAGGAAGAAAGCUGUCACAUGGCUUCAAAGCUGGUUGUUAGAAACGUUCUUAUAGAAUAAGAUUCUCUUUUAAAAACCACGUUCACGGGAGAGGGGCUGAAGAUAAGCUCUUUCCUUUGCAGGCUCAAAGGCAAGAUGUGUCCACCAACGCAGAACAUUUUUUCAAAUACUAAGGCUGUGGGGGCUCUUUAUGUGUUUAUUUUUGCAAGCUUUGGGGAGUGGACAGCAGAGAAAGUGAACAAACCUAGGCAUAUUUUGAAAAUCCACAUCUCUAGACUGGUCUUGAGCAGCAGUUAACAAAUUGCUAGGAUCCCAGAUCCACACAGGAAGAGAUCUAGUAAAACAAAAAAACCGAAGUGCCAGCUCCUCUGCUCCUCUGCGCCUUACAUAUAGUAAUGAACAUCACUCCGUGCCUAGAAAUUCUUCUCUGCUUAAGGUGGCCCCUUUCAAACUCUUCGGUAGCAGGCUACAUCUCUCCCCAUUUCUACCACCCCUCCCUCCAUACAUGGGAGUUCCAGGUCCUUCAUCUCUCAAAGUUCAGCUUUUCAAAAGGGCUUAGAGCAAGCAAAAUGAAAUGUACCUCCAUUGACAUGUUCAAUGCCUUCAUUAAAUUUAUGAUUGCUGUCAGGCUAAGAAGGAGGAAUUUGGGACACAAGCACAAAGGGGUGGGAAACCUAGAGUCCCCCUCCCCAAUUACUUGAAUACUGUUGCUGAGUAAUUUUUUGUCCCCCAACAACAAGAAGAAAUCCUAUUAAGGGCUGAACUUACACAGCAGGCUGUUGUGUGUGCAGUUGUAGAUGGCUGGAUUAUUCUACAGAACCUCAACAUAGUCUUGUUGAUCUACUAUAUCAGGCUAGACCCUUUGCUACAAGUAAAUCCCUGUAAUCUAUUUCUUCUCGCUAAUCACUUGGAGCUGCUCUUGUAUAACCACUUUCUCAUUAGAAAGGCAGAGACUGCUAGCUGAUUCUGUGUUGCUUCAUUUGUGCACGUGAGAGGCUACUGAGAGAAUGGGAGGAGGUUUUGCACUUUUAAACUUGCUUAGAAAUAAAAAGUGAGAUGUGACUUUUGUUUCCGCUGGCUGCCAUCGCAUUGAGUCAUAAGAGAGGUGGGACAGUUCAGCUUUACUCUUGGACCUUCACCAGAUCCUAGUUUGGAUCCAGAUGUAUUCAUACUCAGGCAGACCCGUUAGAAUCAGUGAAAAUAAAAUGUCAUGAGUCCCAUUGGUCUCCUGUAACUGUGAUUUCAGUAGGUCUCCUGUAACUGUGAUUAAGUCUGGAAUCAAUCCUCUGAAUCUCUUUCUUAUAGGUACCCAUUCUUACUUACCAAUACUAAUAUUUCGACUUAAUGCAAGGCACUAAUCUGUAUUGGUCCAGGGUUUGGGAGUAUUUUGGAGGGGAUGAAUGUUUUGCUAUUCUUAAUGCACCAGUUAAAUGUAUUUCUCAUUUCAAUGGAGUUCUUUCAUUGAUAUUUUUCUUCCCCUGGAGCAUUGCAGCAUUUUGCCUGCCUUGUCUGCCUCUGUACAAUAACACAGCACUCCUUUGUAUUAAAAACCUUUUUGGUUGUCCAUCCUUCAAGACACUUGCUGGGAAGACAAUUGUUUUUUUUUUCCUUUUAGCUUUUCUAUAAUUCUGAUGUAAAGGAUUUUCUCUGUACAGUAUAAUAAUAUUCAAUUGCAUGUUCUGUUCUCUUACUGAUAUAUUGAAUCACCACACAGUUGUGAUCUUUUGCAGCAGGGCAGCCGCACAAAUCCCUGCGCUUGGCUAAGGCUCUUGGCCACCCCUGUAUAAAGGAAAGAAACGUGUUUCUUUCCCUUCACUGUACUUGCUUGAGCAAAGUUUUAUUGUCUGUACAUGUGAGCUGUGAGAUAGACGUGGAAAAAGUUCAAAAAGAAUGCAUUCUUCCCUUCCCCUCCCUAAUGUAUACAGAUUGUAACCUGUACAAUGAACUGUAUGUAUGAAAAAAAUGUACUUAUUUAUAAAUGGUUAACACUUGGAAAA
Molecule: messenger RNA, 13181 nt
Organism: Anolis sagrei ordinatus
Lineage: Eukaryota; Metazoa; Chordata; Lepidosauria; Squamata; Anolidae
Source: RefSeq, a predicted model, not a curated record